This is a messenger RNA of Mugil cephalus (flathead mullet), 2191 nucleotides long. It is a transcript of the gene slc25a10b, whose product is annotated as solute carrier family 25 member 10b. The transcript has 11 exons. The record is from RefSeq and is a predicted model, not a curated record. Lineage: Eukaryota; Metazoa; Chordata; Actinopteri; Mugiliformes; Mugilidae. The coding region runs from base 876 to 1736 and encodes 286 amino acids. Gene Ontology annotation, cellular component: mitochondrial membrane. Gene Ontology annotation, biological process: oxaloacetate transport; mitochondrial transport; phosphate ion transmembrane transport. Gene Ontology annotation, molecular function: malate transmembrane transporter activity; sulfate transmembrane transporter activity; antiporter activity.
GGCAGCAAUCUCUAGUAACAGAUUGAAGUCAGGGGAUCACAAAGGUAUUUCAGAUGGCAUUUGAAACUAAAUUUCGUUCACCGACCUUUCCAACACUAUUUAUUUAUUUUUCAUUUUUCCUUUACCCCAAAAAUAUAUUAUAAAAACCGCCCAAUCGGACGUGAAACCACCAGAUCUGGCAACAUCCAGCAGACAUUUUUUUUUUUUUUUUGUGUCAUGCUUACUGUCAUUCAGUUGACUAGAGAACCGUCGACUGCUGCCCUCUUAAAGAGACAGGCCGACACUUUAUACUUCCUGCACAUGCACAGACGGCGUGUAUCGCUUUAACCCCGCGUGACGGCCAGUCGCGGUGAAAGUGGGGUAUGCGAGUGUGAGCGUUUUGCGUUGUUUUAGAAUUCCUGUACCCGCUGUGGACCUUUGGAUCCCGUGCCUCAGGGCGGGUAGGCAGCUCCGCCAUCCACGGCAGCAAUUGGCUGCGCUCCUCUUUUUUCCGCACUCCCGCUUGUUAUUGCGCUUCACUCAUAGAAAAGACACGACACAUCUCUCUCACACACACACGCGGUCAAUUACACACGCACUCAGUGGCGUGAGCGUGCGUGAUGCUGCUGGAGCCCAAAGUCCCCUGUCCGUGGCGCAGUGCCUUAUCGGAAUGUGUGAAUAUUAACGAGGUUAGCCGCGAUCCGUAGACCAACCACAGGCCACUGACAGCUGUAACCCCUGCAGGCCACAGGGCCGACAGCCAACAAGACCGGCGUGCCGAGGAGGGCUCUAAAGAAGAAAAGGACGGCCGUGGGGGCGACAGACCAGAGGCUCGACCAGAAGGAGACGGCGACUGCAACUGUAAGGACAUCGGACGACGGGAGGACCCCUACACCAUGACGGAGAAACGGAUGUCGCGGUGGUACUUCGGUGGCAUCGCGUCCUGCGGAGCCGCCUGCUGCACACAUCCUCUGGAUCUGCUGAAGGUGCACCUGCAGACGCAGCAGGAGGUGCAGAAGAGGAUGAUGGGGAUGGCCCUUCAUGUGGUGAAGAGCGACGGCGUGCUGGCUCUCUACAGCGGCCUCUCUGCCUCCCUUUGUAGACAGAUGUCAUAUUCCCUCACUAGAUUUGCCAUCUAUGAGACAGUGAGAGACAUGAUGGGCAGCACUAGCAGUGGCCCCAUGCCUUUUUACCAGAAGGUCCUGCUGGGCGCUUUCGGAGGUUUCACCGGUGGGUUUGUUGGCACGCCGGCAGACAUGGUGAACGUCAGGAUGCAGAAUGACAUGAAGCUCCCAGCAGAACAGAGGAGGAACUAUAAACAUGCCAUAGAUGGGCUGUAUAGAGUCUUCAGAGAAGAGGGGGUAAGAAGACUGUUUUCAGGAGCCUCCAUGGCCUCCAGCAGAGGCGCGAUGGUCACCGUGGGACAGUUGGCGUGCUACGACCAGGCCAAGCAGCUGGUGCUGGGAACAGGCCUGAUGGGAGACAACAUACUCACACACUUUCUGUCCAGCUUCAUCGCUGGAGGCUGCGCUACAUUCCUGUGUCAACCGCUGGAUGUGCUGAAGACGAGGCUGAUGAACUCCAAAGGAGAGUACACGGGGGUGACACAUUGCUUACGAGAGACUGCCAGGCUGGGUCCGUUGGCAUUUUACAAGGGUCUUGUUCCUGCAGGAAUCCGCUUGAUUCCCCACACAGUUCUCACCUUCAUCUUCCUCGAGCAGCUCAAGAAAUACUUCGGCAUUCGCAUCAUCUCCUGAGCGCGCUCCAAGACCGACCCCUUCUAUACUUCCAGCGCUGUCAUGGCUGAACACUCUGCUCCAUAUCACUUCCAAGAAAAGAAGGGAAGAAAGGAAAUCAUGUGCAUUUUAUUAAAGUCUGGCGCAUGAUUUCUUUUCUCCUUUGGUUCUACCUCUAAUUCACAUCCACAAGUUAAUGGUUUUUAUGAACUAAACUUCUCCCCUCUAUCAAUAAAGACUUUCACUACAAUACUAAGACAGAAAUGACUAAAUGAAAAGGGUCUAUUAUGGGAUUAUUACACCUACCAAGAGAGAAAGGUCCUUUAUCAUUUCAUGAUAGGAUGACAUGUAGUGUGAUCAAGUGUUCAUUUUGAGUUAAGUAAAAUCCUGGAACUCUUCUGCCAUGUUGAUGAUAGGCUGCUUGUUAAUUUGUACUAAUUCCAAAUCAGAUUGUGUGAUUUAAUGUUUUAAUCUCG